AAAGAAGGAAAGUCUAUUAUAAUUCCUUGUUUAUGUGAUGCUGUGUAUGUUGAUAAUGUAACAUACUUGUAUACUCUGUACAUUGGAUUUUCUGAAAAGAUAAUGAGUUCUCAAACCAGCUGAAGAAAACACAAGAAUGUUUUUUCAGACAAUUAAACCCAGAAAAUAUUUACUAAGACUAUGAAAAACAUGAGUGAUGCUGGUGCUUAUUGGAUCACUGGACACAAUGUUGGAAUGCAUCCUGGCAAGCACAUUCUGAAAAUCACACCCAGGGCCCAUGUUGUUGUGCGGUACCCCAGCCUACAAAGCUAUAGCUCUGAUCUGUUUGUGAAAACCGAGAGCGUAACUUGCUACGAGGGUGGCAGUGUGACAGUUCUCUGUUCUCAUCACUAUCCAUUAAAUCACCAUCGAGGUAAAUGGUGUAAGAUUGAUGGAGAUUGUGUGACUGGAACAUCUGGAGUUAUGGAUGGAGCUUCAGUUCUGCUCAAAAAUGUCAGUGGUGGACUUACUGUGACCAUGAGCAGUAUGACACUGAAGAACACAGGCUGGUACAUAUGUUCAGUGGCUGGUUCAAAGGCUCUUCACAUAACUGUACAAACCAGCUCCUCUGAAAGAGAAUCAUUUGCAUGGCUGGUGUUUUUGGGAUUUUUUAUUGUAUUAACCUGUUUGGCUAUGAUUCUGCUUAAGCCACAAAUUCAAAGUGCAGUAGAAUAG
Molecule: messenger RNA, 714 nt
Organism: Trichomycterus rosablanca
Lineage: Eukaryota; Metazoa; Chordata; Actinopteri; Siluriformes; Trichomycteridae
Source: RefSeq, a predicted model, not a curated record